This is a messenger RNA of Aspergillus steynii IBT 23096, 4096 nucleotides long. Its product is annotated as putative SH3 domain protein (Cyk3). The coding region runs from base 245 to 4096 and encodes 1283 amino acids. The transcript has a single exon. Lineage: Eukaryota; Fungi; Ascomycota; Eurotiomycetes; Eurotiales; Aspergillaceae. Gene Ontology annotation, molecular function: protein binding. The record is from RefSeq and is a predicted model, not a curated record. Gene Ontology annotation, cellular component: cytoplasm.
CACCCUUUCCUCUUUUAUUUAUUUCCUCUCUCUCCUACCAUGUCCCUCUUGACUGCUCUUCACGGCUCCUGAUCCUUCCUAAGUGCCGUCCUUCCUCCGCCUCGGGGAAGCUUCACAUCCCCACUCUGCCAACGCAACCUCUCCAAGGACUCGUGUCCGCCAAUUGAUUCGUCCUCACGCUCGGCAAGCUUUCUUCGAGAUCAAGUCGCUGUCGACAAUCAAUUGUCGCUCGUCUCUCCCCGUGAUGGCCCCGGGCGCACCUCAACUGCCCACCCGCUUCCCGUGCUGGUGCCGAGCCGUGUACUCCUGGGGCGGAGAAACCAAGCGAGAUCUGGGUUUUGUGGAGGGCGAUCUGAUAGAAUGUUUGAACGCCGGAGAUGGUCAGUGGUGGAUGGGCCGGCUGCGACGCGAUCGGCGCAUGAUGGGUCUGUUUCCCUCCAACUUCGUGGAGGUGUUGAGCGAGAAUUUCGUGCCGGUCAGUCGCACGGAGAGUCCGAUGGGCCCGACGGCUCAGUCUCCGAUCACAAAUCCGACGUCCGCGCCGAAGAAACAGAAGACGGUGUUCAGAAAGCCAUUUCAAGCCCAUAAGGAAGCGGUUGCGCCCUCCGGGGAGAUGUCCCGGAGCGGCACCUCGGCAUCACCGGUAACGAGCUCCAUCCCCCAGACUCCACCCCGAGAUGGGAGUCUUUCGCGGAAAGUCAAGCCCCUGCGCACUCCGGCGACCCAGGUGAAACACCGAAGCUCCGUGGCUCGGCCUUCUUCGCAAUCGGGAUCCUCCUCGCGGACGGCCUCACCAUGGACCCCACAGUCGCGACCCCAGCGAGAACCAGAGUCAUCGCCCGCAUCAGCAACGCCCACAGGUCAUGUCAUCCCCGUGGUUCGGCCUCCAUCGCGCGCUGUAUCCCCUCGUCCGCCGCAGGAAAUAGAACUGUCGUUACCUACCAUUCCCCCGGGCCCAAGCUCCGCUCGUUCCCGACCUCCGUCGCGCGCGGCGUCUCCCCGACCCCCCGAUGAGAUGGACUACCUCCCACCUACAGUACCACCGGCAGUCCCCAUGGGAUAUCACCAUGUUCCCUUUCGCCAUACUUCCUCUCGCGAAAUCUCACCUCUAGAAUUACAGGAACGCGAGGAUUCGCCGCCCCCGCCUCCUCCGCCCCCGCACCGAGUCGCGGUCAAUCGACAGCCGUCCGUGGAGGUGGGCGUUCCGACUCGUUAUGACAUGAAUGAUCGUUAUGUGACAAUAUCAAGAACUCCAUCUCCGGCCGUGCAUUCGCGUGGACAUACCCCCUCUCCGCUUCGAGACGCCAUGGAGGAUGUGAUGACAUCUUUGGAGGACAUGGGCUUGCAGCGAGGCGAACAGUCGGCAUCCCCGCAGCCGUCAUUCGACAACCCGUGGUCACCGGAUGCUUAUGAGACCCUGCGAGACGGCCGGCCUGCGCAACCGAUGGGUCGCUCGUUGACGUCGUUGGGAUUCGACGGAGAUAAAGACGAUCUGCCCCCAAGCGCACCGCCUCACCGAAGCAGCGUCUAUCCCACGGACCAUUUCCUCGAUGGCCCGCCGCAGAUCAACAAUUACGUGCAGAGGAUGGAAAGCCGGCUUCGACAGAUGCAGGCGCAGAAUCGACGGGGCUCGGAGGAUAUACACUUAUCGGAAGAAGACGAAGAACCUCCUCCGCCACCCCCGAGAAAUGUUCCCUAUCACGGCCGGCACAAUUCUGUACCGGCGCAAUAUUCUUCGUAUCCGGCGGGCCGGCGAUCAGGGCAAGAUCUGAGGGGCGACAUUCUUGACCGGAGCUAUACGAACAAAUCGAGCACAACCAACUCCUCGAGUGGGGUGCAGAGUAACAGCACAAACACGACGGCCAGCACCGAGCGAACGAGCCAGAGCUUGAUGAGUGGCGCGUCCGCCGGCGGGUUCAGCGCCACCAGCGCGGGAAGUUACGCCCGGAGGAAUGUCGGAGCCAACGGACGGCCCAAUACGGCGGUCGACGCCUUUCGCGGCCGAGGCUUCAGCGACAUCUCGCGCAUGUCUCCUCGACCCGAAACCCCUCUCACCGGCAUCUCCUAUCACUCCAGUCACAACACGUCUCGGCAGGGUGCGUCGUCGGCAAUCCCUUGGACGUCCCCCGAUACGGUCACCGAAGAAUCGGCCGGAGUGUUCGGUGGGCUUUCGACGCCAAAGGCCAAGAAGCAUGGGUUUUUCAAGAAGAUCUUCGAAUCGGCCAAGACCGGCGCCGCCAAUGCCAGAAGCAGCAUCGCGGUUGGGCAGAAUGGCGGGUCCUAUUCCCCGACCAAAGGUCGGGCGAUAUCUCCCAUUCGCUCCGCCCAGUCACACCGAGAUACGGCCCGUGAGAUGGGGCUGGGUAGUGCCAUUGACUGGGUGCAGGUGCGGCGGGACGUGAAUCGAGCAAGCUCGCCCAGCCGAAACGAGCGCGUCGAAAGGGCUGAGCGAUGCCAGAUGAUGGAUCAUCCGGUGAUCUAUGCGGUGGAAGAGUUGUACGAGAGCGCCGAAGGCGAUGAGAGCAUCGACGGGCUACCGAUCAGUGAGCCUACGGAUUUUGCUACUGCCAAUCUCAACCUCGUGGAUAAGAGUGCCCGCUUUGUCAAUAGCCUCCCGCCGAUGACCAAUCCGAUGAGCCUUGCCCAAGGAUACGUAUGCCGGCCUUACAAAAGUGAUGUGCAGCGGCUUCGGGCCCUCUUCACUUGGGUCAGUGAAAAGAUCGCCUGGGAUGAACCGGUGGAGGAAGUCGGCAUUGACCUGAAGAGAGUCCUGCAGACCAAACGAGGGAGUCCCCAGGAGGUUGCCUUCCUUGUCCGGGAGAUGUGUGCCGCCGUUGGUCUGCACGCCGAGGCCAUCAAAGGGUUCCUCAAAACACCGGGCGACCUGUACGAUCUAGACAACCUCUCUCGCGCGAACCAUUGGUGGAACGCGGUGCUGGUUGACGGCGAAUGGCGCAUUAUGGAUUGUUCCUUGGCCAGCCCGACGAACCCGCUGAGGAACGAAUUCGUCACUACCUUCUCGCCGGCGGCCGAGAACUGGUAUUUCCUGGCGCGCCCUCUCGAGAUCUGUUAUACCCACGUGCCUCUGAUCCCCGAGGAGCAGCAUAUCUGCCCCCAGAUCUCCCUGGAUGUUCUUCUCGCCCUGCCACCCGUCUGCCCGCCUUAUUUCAAAAUGGAUAUGCAAUUCCCGGACUACGACACCAGCCUGGUACGGAUUGACGGCCUGGAAGUCAUGCAGAUUCGCCUGAUCGUGCCCCCCGACGUGGAGUGUGCGGCCGAGGUUGAAGCGCCCGCCUUCGCCCGCGAUUCAGAUGGGGACUUCUUUGAGAGUGGCGAGGUGGUUCGCAAGCGGGCCUUGGUUCAGCCCGACUGGAUUCAUGGCCACAAGCGAGUCACCGUCAAAGCCGUUCUACCGGGCGACGAAGGACAGGGGGUCCUGAAGGUAUACGCGGGUAAGAAGGGGCUGAUGCAUUCCAAUCGUGACAUCCCUCAUCCACUGGCCCUGUCAAUGCCCAUCAUGCAUAGUGGCGAGAACCCGCCGUAUGAGUUUGUCCUGCGCCAUCCGACUCCGCAUGCCCAGCGGCACGACCUGUACAUCAUGCAGCCACAAUGCUCCAAGUUGGCCGUCAACAACACCUUUGUGUUUGCCGUUCGCCAGCACCCGUCCUCCCUCCCGAUCCCGUCUAACGGCAACGAAUCCGCUUUGAGUGGCCGCGUCUCACCGUCCAUCCUGACCCGACCAGCGAGCGCCCUUAGUAUGGUUUCCAGCUCCGCGGGUGGCUCCUCCGUCUCCACCGUCUCGAACGAGUUCUCGGCCUCGACGUCUGCCAUCUCGUCCGGCCGGUCGAAUUCGGGGCGAGAGAAGCCGGCCAAGCUGGCAAUCCAGUCGCCGUCAGGCAAGAUCUUGCGACUGAGCCGCAAGGCCGACCACAUGGUCAGCGCCACGAGCAGUGCAGACUCCGCCACCGAUGCUGCGGCUGAAGGCAGCGUGUGGGAAACGGUGAUCAAGAUCGGGGAGCGUGGCGUGUGGAGAGGACUCGUCCUUGCCGAUCGUGUUGCCCGAUGGUGUGUGUUCUGUGAAUGGGAAUGCUUCUAA